Carassius auratus (goldfish) is the source of this 805-nucleotide messenger RNA. Its product is annotated as solute carrier family 23 member 2-like. The coding region runs from base 322 to 714 and encodes 130 amino acids. The transcript has 4 exons. Lineage: Eukaryota; Metazoa; Chordata; Actinopteri; Cypriniformes; Cyprinidae. The record is from RefSeq and is a predicted model, not a curated record.
UACUGCUCCAAGAGGACAGUGUGGAACAUUUGCGGUUUCCACUGAGGUCCGUCUACCGGACACACCGGGGACUGCACGAGGGGUUGCCUAAUUUAGAUUCUAACUGCUUCAAUAUUGCAAUUCCCUUUCUUCACAAUAGACCACAAACUUCUUAGGAAGAUGAAGAAGAUUAAGGCUUUUAGAUAACCAUUCAAAAGUCUGUGCCCUGAAGAAUAACCCCACAUGUUCUGUUUUGUGAGGGCCCUGUGGUUCUUAUCCAAAAGAGACGUCCCAUUGCUCCAUGAGCACAGCUCCUGAUGUGUUCACACUGUCGGCCUUUUGAUGAGCUCAGGCAGGGGGAGUAAAGUCCAGAACCAAGGGCAGAUUAUUACCCUGUCUAAACUGGUCCCCUUCUGUCUCUCGCUCUGCGUCCAGCCAGGGCUCAGGUCUCACACGGCCUCUGGAAGACAGCAGCACAGAGCCCCGCACAUCCUUCAAGGGCCAAUGAAUGCACAAGAGCUUAAGGACCAGUACACUGUCAGCCAGUUAGUGGGCACCACCUUCACCUGUGUGGGGAGCACUACACUCAUACAGACUACAUUCGGUGUCAGGUUGCCUUUGUUCCAGGCGAGUGCUUUUGCCUUUCUCGUCCCUGCUCAGGCAAUUCUGAGGCUGGACAAAUGGAAAUGUCCCCCUGAAGAUUCAGGGCGCUAUCAUUGUGUCCAGCCUGAUUGAGGUGGUCAUAGGGUUUGCUGGAAUCCCUGGGAUCCUGGUUAAUUCACUGUCACUCCCACAGUGUCCCUUAUUGGCUUGUUUGUCUUCCAGA